Phoenix dactylifera (date palm) is the source of this 3363-nucleotide messenger RNA. The record is from RefSeq and is a predicted model, not a curated record. NCBI's taxonomy places the organism in Eukaryota, Viridiplantae, Streptophyta, Magnoliopsida, Arecales, Arecaceae.
AUGGUAAUCUCGGAAGGUAGCGGCAACCCAUGGGUCCUUGCAGCAGUGUAUGCUAGUACAGAAUUUAGGGAGCGGAGAGUUUUGUGGGAGGAGGCCUCUCACCUGAUCGGUCAGGGUCACCCGUUGUUAAUGGCAGGUGACUUUAACUGUAUUGUCGGCUCUCAUGAGAAGAUGGGGGGGAAACCCUUCACUUACAAAAGGAAAAUUAAAGAGUUUCAGGAAUUUCUUGACUCUAAUGGAUUGGUUGAUCUGGGCUUCUCGGGCCCGCAGUUCACUUGGUGCAAUAAUCAGCAGGGAUGGGCUCGUGUAUGGGAGAGACUAGACAGAGCUUGUGCCACUGCUGGGUGGGUUCAGUGCUUUCCAGAGCAUCAUGUCAGACAUCUGCCGAGGAUAGCGUCGGACCAUUAUCCAUUACUGGUGAGUACUGAGGCACUUAUUCCUAUCUGUUCCCCUUUUAGAUUUGAGAAGUUCUGGCUGUGUUAUCCGCGAUCAUGGGAGAUGGUUAGGGAGGCGUGGAGUGUACCAGUUAGGGGAGAUGCUAUGUACCGGAUGUCCCGAAGGUUGGAACUGACGAGAAGACGGUUGAGGAGGUGGAACCGUGAGGAGGUGGGGAACAUCUUCAGGGGGAUUGAGGAUACAGAGGAGGCCAUCACCAGACUGCAGACCCAGGAGGUCCAGAGUGGAGGUUUAUCGGAGGAGGAGAUGGGAGAGCUUAGAUCACACUUGGCACUACAUGAUUCUCUUCUUAGACAGCAGGAGAUACUUUGGAGACAGAAGUCCAGGGUACAGUGGAUUGUGGAGGGGGACCGAAAUACUAGAUUCUUCCAUCAGGCGACAUUGAUCAGAAGACAUCAGAACAGGAUUAGAGUCAUCAGAGGCGAGGAUGGACAGUUAUCGGAGGAUCCGGAUAUGAUUCCGAGGAUUUUGGAGAGUUUUUUCAGGGCCAGGUGGACUGAGGAGGCAGGGGGUGUGAGCCCGGUGGAUAUUCGGUUGCCUAGUGUAGGGGUGACGGAGGAGGAGACUGCAGCACUGAUCAGGCCGGUUUCGGAGAGGGAGAUUAGGGAGACAGUCUGGUCCCUUGAGGGGGACAAGGCUCCAGGGCCGGACGGUUUUCCUCCGUUGUUCUUUCGGAGGUAUUGGACAAUUGUGGGACAGGAUGUGAUAGCAGCCAUACCGCAGUUCUUCAGUACAGCUACAUUGUCUACUGAUUGGCAGAGGACGUUCAUCACACUAAUACCGAAGCGGCAGGAUGCUACUGAGCCGAGCCACUUCCGCCCGAUUAGCCUGUGCACGACUUUGUACAAGGCCACAACGAAAAUACUUGCCGUUAGGUUGAGGGAUAUUCUUCCGAGGUUGAUUAGUCCAGAGCAGGGGGCGUUUGUGGGAGGGCGGAGUAUCACAGACAACGUGCUUAUUGCCCAGGAGUUUAUAGGGUUGCGCCAGGGAUGCCCCCUCUCCCCCCUGCUCUUCAUCAUCUGCGCCGAUGCGCUCUCGAGAGCUCUCAGACAGGCUGUAUCCCUGCAUGAGUUAGAGGUUUACAGGCCAGUGGAGGGGGCUACACCGAUUUCUCACAUGCUCUUCGCAGAUGAUUGUUUAUUGCUAGCCCGGUCGAAUCGGCAGGCCGCAGGUGUCAUCAGUAGGAUUCUCCAGGACUAUUGUGCUGUGUCGGGUCAAUGUAUUAAUUUCUCUAAGUCAGCUAUAUGUUUCAGCCCGAAGACUACUUUGGCAGUGAAGAAUUCUAUUCUGGAAAUUUUGGGGGUGGGUGAGCAGGAGGGCACAUUGAGAUACUUGGGGAUUCCACUCUCAGGUCGGCGGCUACGUAGCAGGGAUUGUUCCUCUCUGGAGCUCAGUAUCAGACAUAGACUGGAGGGAUGGCAGAUGCACACAUUAUCGAUGAUGGGGAGGAUCACCUUGGUUCGGUCAGUUCUCUCUUUGAUUCCCACAUUAUCGAUGAUGGGGAGGAUCACCUUGGUUCGGUCAGUUCUCUCUUUGAUUCCCACAUUAUCGAUGAUGGGGAGGAUCAUGGUUCGGUCAGUUCUCUCUUUGAUUCCCACUUACUUUCUCUCCAACUCUUUCAUUCCAGUGGUGGUCCUGAGGACUCUUGAGCAGCUCUUUAGGAACUUCAUCUGGGGGAGGAGUCGUGGCAGAGGCGGUAUUUACUUAUUAGCAUGGGAGGUUGUGUGUCAGCCGACUAGAUUGGGGGGUUUGGGGUUGCAGUCUUUGGUGGUGAGACGGGAGGCUCUAGCGGCACGUCACGUAGCCAGAUUCAUGCUAGAGCCCGAUAGUAUGUGGUCCUCGCUGAUGAGGGCCAAGUAUGGUCUAUUGCUGCCUGGGACACGAGCUGGCAGUCACCAUUCACCGGUCUGGAGGGAGAUGUGUGCCAGAGCCAUGUUGGUGCUUCCGGAGAUCAGAUGGGCCAUUGGGGAAGGGCGAUCUAUUAAUGUUUUGGAGGACUGCUGGGUGACUGAGUUGCCGAUCAGUUGUUUGCCGACCAUGGUGGAUUCGGCGAGGUUGAGUGGAUACAGAGUUUGUGACUUGCUGGACCUUGUUGGGGGUCAGUGGAGGGCUGGGCUGAUUCGGGAGGUUCUUGGGGAGCAGUUGGCAGAGUUGGUUUUGGCUCUUUCGGUACCAGCCCGGGAGGAGCCUGACAGGCUAGUAUGGAUGCCAUCAGGCCAGACGCGGGUACGAGCUAGGGAUCUUCAUGUUUUGUGCAGUAGGGAGCCAGCCCGACAGAUUGAGGGAGGAUGGAUCUGGAGGAUGCGGGUUCACCCACGAGUGGCGCUUUUCAUCUGGAAGGUGGCAUGGGGGUGCCUACCGACCAGAAGCAUGCUAGCUCGGCGAGGAGUACGGGUUACCCAGUUUUGUCAGGUGUGCAUGGAGAUUGAGGAGACCAUCGAUCAUGCCCCUCUGCAGUGUCCUAGGGCGAGGGAGAUUUGGAGUAGUUCACCUGCACCCUUACCCCAGGUGAUGGAGUCGACACAGGAUUUGAUCCAUCUGCUGAGAGUUUCUAUGCGGAGCCCCAGAUUUUGGGAGGAGGGGAUCCUCAGGGCAUACCUGGCCUAUCAUAUUUGGUUGGACAGGAAUGCCGGCAUAUUUGAGGGUAGGAGGUUGUCGCCGAGGAUGGUGGCGGAUAGAGCUGUAGCGCAGGCUAGGGAGGCUACUGCAGUUACCACGUUGUUCUCUACUGAGAUGGCCAGGGACAUCUGGGGCACUCUCUCCGCUGUUGUAGCGCGCAAGUUCGCCUAUGUUUCUUGGGCUGGUAGCAGCCGGGGGUCGGCGCACGCCGGGGAUUACUGUUGUAGGAGCAGAGCUUCGGGCUGCAUGGGAGGGGUUGUUAUAUACGAGGAGGUCCCUCAGAGCUGA